Molecule: messenger RNA, 1058 nt
Organism: Argiope bruennichi
Lineage: Eukaryota; Metazoa; Arthropoda; Arachnida; Araneae; Araneidae
Product: slit homolog 1 protein-like
Exons: 5
Coding region: 85-1026 (313 amino acids)
Molecular function (GO): protein binding
Source: RefSeq, a predicted model, not a curated record
GGAAUGUUUUUCUUCUGUAAAGCGAACAGAACAUUUCCAGCCGCCGAACGAUUUCAUUUCAAAAAGUGAUUUGACAAUUUCACCAUGAUUAUUCUAUGGUUUCCAUUUUUCACAACGUUAUUCUGGCCUGUAAUAUGCACUUGCCCUCCGGAAGAAGACAUUGCACCUCACUGUAUAUGCAAGGACUUGGGGGACGGUCCCAUGAUGCUCUGCAACAAUGUAAUGUCAACGGACGAACUCUUUCCUCUCAUCAAGUCGACCGAUUCGUACGAUAUGUUUGCCUUGACUCUCAUGAAUUCUGCACUUUCUUACAUACCUAGUGAUUUAUUUAAAGGAACUCAAUAUCAGAAGAUCCGCUUUGUCAACACCCAAAUCAUGUCCUUGUCGGAUGAUGACUUGGCCUUCGUCGGUCUCGAAGACCGUCUCGAGGAACUGCGUGCCACAGACGCACACUACGUCACCCAGUGGGACUGGUCCCAGCUGAGGAACCAUCGACGUCUAGAUCUCAUCGACAUCAACCUCAUCUCCAUGCAUUCCUUGGAUCAGGAGUUUCCCGCCCUGAAAUCUCUGACAGCUUUAGGUCUUAUCAAAGCUGAAAUAUCAUUCAUCCAUCCGACGGCUUUCAGUAAACUAGAAAACUUGCAGAUUCUGGACAUGAGAGAUAAUUUAAUAACUGAAGUGAGUCGGUCCCUGUUGCCCAAUCCAGCUCAUCGACUUAGAUUGAUGGAUUUCAGUGGCAAUCAAUUGACUUCAUUACCAGAAAAUAUGUUUGAUGGCAUGCCAAAUUUGAAGGAGUUGGAACUUAACUUCAACAAAUUCAAAACUUUAAAUGAAGAAACAUUUUUGUGGCCUUUUGAACAUCUACAGUUAUUGCAAUUUAAAGGUAAUGAAUUUCUCUGUGAUUGUCGUCUGAAGUGGCUGGUGAAAGUCGGUAAGCCCUUCUACUUCCAGGGUAGCUGCUCCCUUCCAGAAAAUCUGAACGGCAUGUCACUGAAGGAUAUAUCAGAAAAGAUGUUGCGGUGUUGAUCGGCUGAUUGAAAAUAAAAUUUGUCGUUAUA